AUGUUUCGCAACAUAGGGUGGCACGGCUUGUUGAGGGUCCAUGAAUUGAGUUAUAAAAUCCCAACAGCUGAGUUUCUAUCCUCAGUUUAUUUAGACCAUGGGAUCCUCUACUUUCGUCUAGUGAAUCAAGACUAUGAGAUCUCUUUGGAUCAAAUCAAUGCCAUUGUGGGGGCCCUAACGGAAAACACAUUUGGCCCCACUGACCCAAUUCAAGGAUACUUUGACAUGACAUGGUGGACCCAGCUCAUCCAAUUACACCCAUAUGUCUCUAGCGCUGCUAAAGCCUCAUCACUUAUCCAUCGUAUGAUUAAGGUAGCCCAUAGAAUCAUUGUUUCGCUCGUCGCCCCUAGAGAGGAGUGA
This is a messenger RNA of Lactuca saligna, 360 nucleotides long. Lineage: Eukaryota; Viridiplantae; Streptophyta; Magnoliopsida; Asterales; Asteraceae. The record is from the annotation of a GenBank genome assembly.